AUUACACGUUGAGAGUCAUUGAUAAGGCCACUUGGGGAAUUGGAGGUUCAGCCAUUUAGCAAUGGCUUGCACUGCCUGUUGCUCCUAGACACUCUCUACAAGCAAAGAAAUCAUUAGCUAUAUUUGCGCAAUUACUUAGAACAACAAGAAAGGCACUCAGAAAUAAACAAAAUGAUAACAACAAGAAAGGUGUUUGAUCCACCAAAAUGGAGCCCCACGAUGUGAUUGUUGAAAGGUGGUUGUAUAACUGCCUUGGGGCCUUUGAGAUCCCCCAACUUUUUACUAAAACUUGGAUUAGGUUGAAUUACAGCUGACUGCUUUUUGCACUCUUUGGACUCCAAUAAGAGCAAGUGGGGAAGCUUCCUAAGAGAUUUCGUGCCACUGGGGUAAUGCUAUAUAGAAUUGGAACACUCUACACUCCUCUCACUUGUAACACACAUUACACUCUGCAGUCGAGCAAGGAAUGAGUUACCACCAUAUUUCUCACGAGGUUCACCCCCCUCGAGGCAAUUCAGGGUAUCCACCUCCAUAUCCUCCACCGCCAGGCUUUCCACCACCACCACCACCACCACCACCAGGAUAUCAAGGGUACUUCUAUGAAGGGUACCCUCCACCUCCACCUCUACCCCCACCCCCUUCCCACCCAUAUCAGCAGUACGAAGAUGACUGUGGCUGUUUAUUUCUAAGAGGCUGUUUAGCUACACUUUGCUGCUGCUGCGUGUUGGAGGAGUGCUGCUUCUAGGCCUUUCAAUGUCUCUCAUCAUGUAUACAAGUCUGGUAUUUAGUAAUUCUGCUUCCGAGGGGGCGACGAGGGAACUAUGCUCUUGAUAUAUCUGUCUAAUUCCUCGCAAAUUUCGAAUGGUGGAAUUUUAGCACUUUCAUGCCUUAAAUUUAGUUUGAGAAACUUUUGUAUCAUACCAUUAAUAAAUUAUUAUUUUGAAACUUUUA
This is a messenger RNA of Alnus glutinosa, 948 nucleotides long. Its product is annotated as protein CYSTEINE-RICH TRANSMEMBRANE MODULE 11-like. The coding region runs from base 464 to 742 and encodes 92 amino acids. The record is from RefSeq and is a predicted model, not a curated record. The transcript is spliced from 2 exons. Lineage: Eukaryota; Viridiplantae; Streptophyta; Magnoliopsida; Fagales; Betulaceae.